CGGCGCGCAACAGCCGUCGGCUGCAGCAGCAACAAGUGCAUCGUGAUCGCCAUGUGGUCGGUCUUCUCCGGAAGGACUGCUGCGGCGGUGUGCUCCGAGUUUUGCGCCGAAACGCCGGGCUUAUAACCUGGUGUCACGCGAGGAUAAGGCGUCCGCUCAGACGUCGUCUCUUUCGAGGACCGCGGAGACAGCAGGACAAUCGCUCAAGGUUCCCCUUUUUAUUGGCGACGAGCUCUUGCCGAGCAGUGCGUGAAAGAUGGUUCCCCUGGAUGCGUCAACGGGCAACCUCCUGUGGAUCCUGGUGGUGGGCUUCAUCCUAGCCUUCUUCCUGGCGUUCGGCGUGGGCGCUAAUGAUGUUGCCAACUCGUUUGGCACCUCAGUGGGCGCCAAGGUGCUCACGCUGCGACAGGCCUGCAUCUUGGCCACCAUCUUCGAGAUCCUCGGCGCCGUCCUCAUAGGUUACAAAGUAUCUGACACGGUUCGCAAGGGCAUACUCGACGUAUCCAUGUACGAAGGGGCCCCGAAGGAUCUCAUGCUUGGCAACCUGGCUGCCCUAGGCGGAAGCGCCAUUUGGAACAUCCUGGCGACGGCGUUCAGCCUUCCCAUCUCGGGCACGCACAGCAUCGUGGGCGCCGUGGUGGGCUUCUCGCUGGUGGCGCGAGGCCUGCGCGGCAUCCGCUGGUGGGAGCUGGGCAAGAUCGUCCUCUCCUGGUUCAUCUCGCCCGUCCUGUCGGGCAUCGUCUCCGCCGUCCUCUACAUGCUCAUCCAGUUUCUCAUCCUGAGGAAGGAAAAGCCACUGGAGCCUGGUCUGAGGUCACUGCCAUUUUUCUACGGGUUCACUCUCUUCGUGAAUGUCUUCUCUGUUGUACAUGAUGGACCACGCUUGCUCAAGUUCAACCUUAUUCCCUGGUGGGGUGCCAUGAUCGUUGCUGUCGCCAUUGCUCUGAUCUCCAUAAUUGUCGUCUGGUUCUUCAUCGUUCCUCGUCUUAGGGCCACCAUUGAGAGGGACCUUUCCAGUGACACUGAUAACGACCGAAUAACCAUGACCGAAUUGGCCCAGGCCACCAAGGAUUUGCCCAAGACCUUGACAUAUUCAUUUACCCCAACUGACCCUGUGAGUGAUGAUGUGAUAGACACCGAUGGUAGCAAAAAGUUGAGUGAAGCCGGCAUAAUGAAUGGUGGUCGUAGGUCCAGCAUUGAAGUUAUUUCGGGCAAACUCCAGCACAAUGAUCUUCCAAACCUGCACCCAAACCCACACCCGCACCACCCAACACACAAGAGGCUUUCGCUGGUCAUGAUUGAAGAAGCAGCACUGAUGGCACAGUGUUUGGACGAUCUGCCAAACGAGUGCACACAGCACUGUGCAGAGGUGCAGGGAAGAGAUAAGACAAAGCAGACAGGGCAUGGAAAGCAGCGUCAUAAGCCACUGCAGCUUUUACAGUCAGUGUGUGCCAGAGCACUGCGGUCCACCAGGGCUGUGCCCCCUUGUAAAGAAAACCAUGAUGAUGACAAGCCAGAAACAGCGAAGCUGUUCUCGUUUCUUCAAGUUCUCACAGCGAUAUUUGGAUCCUUCGCACAUGGUGGCAACGAUGUUAGCAAUGCCAUUGGGCCUCUGGUUGCACUCUGGAUGAUCUACUUCGAUGGCAAUGUGUACCAGAACUCCGAGACACCCAUAUACAUCCUUCUUUACGGGGGAGUAGGAAUCAGCCUCGGACUGUGGAUCUGGGGUCGGCGUGUUAUCCAAACAUUGGGUGAAGACCUCACCAAAGUGACACCUUCCAAUGGCUUCACGAUUGAGAUAGGUGCAGCCUCGACAGUUCUGCUGGCCUCCAAGGUGGGCAUUCCGAUAAGCACCACACACUGCAAAGUCGGCUCCAUUGUGUUUGUGGGCUGGGUACGGUCGCGCAAGGGCGUCGACUGGGGUCUCUUCCGGAACAUCAUCAUGGCCUGGCUGCUGACGCUGCCCGUCACCGGAGGCCUAACUGCAGCAAUCACAAGCAUCCUGUAUGCUGCCUGCUCCCUGUGAACGUGGUAGCAUCGUCUGAAGUCAUGCCAUGUCACACCCCAGUCAGACUCGCUGCGGUGCCUUAGUCAAGGCGGUCACAUUCACUGCUUCAGUGGUGUGGUCAGCAUUGCCAUGGACCUUACGACGAGCAUGCGGCAGCAACCUUCUGGAGAACCAUAAGCCAUCUUCAGCCAAUUGUGACAUCGUGCCGGUGGUGCUUUCUGUGUGCGAAAAAGGUGGUCCAUUCAGCACUCUCGGGAUACUUGAAAAUGCCAGAAGAGGCGGUAUGAUGGAACUUCCUUUUUUGUUUGAUCCCACCAUGCCAGCUUGCAAGGACACACAGUGACAACCGCGCUGUGACGACUUUGCUAGCUGGUGCGAACAAAUUUUUAAUAAUGUUGGCAGACAAGUUGCACGUGGUUGGGCCGGAAGAAUUGAAGAAAAAGUGUUUGCUUCGGGCAAUGGUGUUAAGUGCAGUGGAGCAACAUCCUUCCGCAGGUUGCUCUUGGCAUGGCAGGCAUACCUACAGUGCUGUGAGCAUGGUGAAGACUGCCGUGAUACGCCCCCUAGUGUGGACCUUUGUAACAAACUGAGGGAGAAAGUGUGCCGUCUUGCGUGUUUAUUUUGCGGAGGAAUUGCUGCGGAACUUUUGCUAUUUGUUCUCAUUUCAGGACGUGCUAGUCUUUGGUGGCGUGUUCUUGAGCUCGGAGACACAAAUUCCAGGCAGUGUUAUCUCUACUAUUAUUGGCUCUUUAGUGAUAGAGCUCCCCUUUUGUUCAAAUUAUUUGGUAAGCCAGGUCUCUUGCAAUAAUGUUCGCAACUAGUCUGUGCAUUGUGUUUUUCGAGUGUAGCUAUGCGAGCAUAAUAGUAAUAUGUAGUCAGCUUUAAUUUUACUAUUACACCGAAACAUCUCAGUGAUGUGGCAGUCCAAGGAAUUUAUUUACACUGCUGCAUUGUUGGCUGCAUUGUUUUGUGCAGCCAUUGUAAGUAAUGUGGAAUCUGUUGUUGAACCUUCUUUGUUCUUGGAUGUCAUGUUGAGAAUGUGGUUGUGAUGGAAGACCGUAUCCUCUGGGAUGAAAGCAGGCUCAAAGGAAGUGAAAUGACAAUGCUAACAGCAUUGACAAGAUCUUUCCUUUACGUACUUGUGUCUAAGUUAGUAUCUUUAGCUCUGAGGGUGAAUGUGUUGUCUCCUGAAAGCCAUGGAAAGAAUGUGGUUAGUAAAUAUUGUGCAUAUUUUAGUUGCAAGCCUAAAGUUGAAAUGUACAAUCGAAGACGCUUGCAGAUACGCUCAGUCAACCUAUAUGUAUUUACCUCUUAGACAGUUGUAAUAUAUCGUAAUAAUGGUGCAUGGAACAUACUAGUGUGAUGUUGGUUUCGUGUGCUAGCCUGUAAUGUAAUGUUCUUACAUGUAAUGCAUACACUUUUUUUUUCCCACUAGUCUGUCGUACAUGUUAAAUGUGUGCCACUGCUGUCAGUACAAGUCAUACCCUCACGUCAGCCUUGCUUGUUAGUUGAGCAUUGCCAGUAAGCUGUGUCAUUCCACAAGCAUGAAAGUAAUUCAUAAGUGUAAUUGGCUGUCUGUUGUAUACGUUUCAGCUACAAAGAGCAUUUCUGUGUGUUAUGUUACCUAAAAUAAUCACUUGCCAACACAGCAUACCAACCGAGUCGUUUGCUGGGAAGGCAUGGCUAAGAACAUUAUCGGUGGUAAGAUUUAAGUGCGCAGUCACUGGCAAGAAUUUUAGCCAACAGUUUCUUUUCCAACAUACCCCAAUUGUUCCCAUGUGUUAGAGCUGAGGAGAAAUAUGUAGUAUGAUAACUGCGCAUGAAAAAUGUACUGACACAAGGUUCAACAAAAACUUUGUACUUUUCCUAACUGAGUGGCCAAGAUAUUCCUGAACUUGCAUGGUGUGCUUUCGGCAUGUGUACAUCGAAGCACAGAUGUUAGAUUUGCUGUCGAGUUGGAAGGAAGUUGUGAUUACUUUAAGAAUGUUUUACCGCUUUUAAAUUAGUAGUUUCUCUUGUCUAGGGAAGUUGUCCUUCAGGUUGAUAAAAUGUUUGUCAUGCACCUUAGUUGAACUGGUUUGUUUGCAGCCUAUGCUUUUGACCAAAGGAAAUUUUAAAGAUGGUCAUGACACAUUUUCUUUAAUCUUUCCAGCAAGGAGGAUGGGCUAUGUUGCUGCUGUAGUAUGGAUGUGGCAGCUAUGUUCCAACUUGUCUCUCACCGUGAUCAUCAUCAUUAGUGUGUCAUUCGAUUAAAUAGCCACGUUUCUUUAUUGAAUGCUCUUUAGAAUAGUUCCUUUGCAAGAUCUCCAUAAAGCUUUGUUGAAUUUCUACAGGACAGUGCCUGUGAUUGAAAAAUCUACAAGGGCACUUUGUGGAGACUUGCCAAGGACCAGAUAGAAAAGAAUAUGGUUGGCAAACAAACCUGGCAAUGUUUAUGAAAUGAUGCAUUAAUGACAGUGGUAAAUACGAAGUUGUACACUGGGGAGUUUUGGUGUGGUUGCCGUAGAGGCGGAGUGACCAAGCAACAAGUGGAAAACGUAAGCGCUUUGAUGGAUAGUGAGACACACAUAUGAUGGUAGUCAUUUUACCUAAUCAUGCAGAUUUUAAGCUGCAAGUUGUACCUACUAAUUAGAUUAAGCAUGAUUUUAAAUCAGUUUUUAACUGUCUAAAUUUAACUGUCUAAAGGUGAAAACUGCAUCUUCAAGUUGUAUGUCAAGUGUCAUUCAAUUUGUUGUCUUGUUUAUGUAUUUCAUGAAAGUAACACUCGUGAAAGCAUGUUUUUACUUGCAAUUUUUUAUGAAACUCAGUAUCAGCUGCUGUAAUUGUGGUAGCAGGUAUACAUAAAUUAUAGGAUUCAGAUAUAGUGUAAGUGAAUGCAAUGUUGUAAAUCUGGCAUUUCAGAGCUUUAGGGCUGGUUGACAAGUUGUAAUGGAUGCGCAACAUAAGUAGGUACUAAUUCUUAUACUAGCUGUCAGUGAAAUUCGUUUAGUUGUAAUUCAGAGUUACCCUGAAUUAGCAGAGCACAGUGCUUGAGGAAACCAUUUCUGCAUUGAAAUUUUAGGUAGGGUGUAAGGGGGGAAGCAGUGAUGCUUACUCUAUAAAAUAAAACAUCUUUCUUUCAGUGAAAAAGAGUGGCAAAAUAUGUGAAUAUAGUGGUUGCAAAAAGCAUUUUAAUGCUAAUGUGCAUGUUUCGGAGCCAUACCUCCAUGCAUGAAUUGCAGUGUCUUGUAACACACCAGGUAUCCGACGCUGUAUAUUGGAAACCACUCUUUUCAGAGCAACAUUGACUAGAAAUUUGUGAGGCCGGAAAGUACUUUUUCGGCACGAAAAGUUGAUAGUGAUUAUGUUUAGAGCUUAAAAACCCGCAGAAGCACAUUGCUGAGCCUACUUUUGGAGUUUUAGAAACCCGAACUCUUGACGCACGCUGGUUGUGCGGUCUUUAUCAGCUGUUUUCGUAAGCGCAGUGUAGCUGGACUACUGUAUGCUCUACCUCAGUGCAGCGACUUAGUCUUGCAGAUUGAAACUGGUUUUAAGAAAUAGGAACAGAGUUUCGCCUUCACUAGUCUAGCAAAGCUACAUUUUUCCAGUAGUUGCCUAGCUCCUGUGUGGCUGCAGACACUACUGGACAAGCUGCUGUACAUUGUUUUGGUGAUAUUCUAAUCAAAAACUAUUAUCAUGCUAUGACAGAAAGAUAUUGUGCCAAAUAGGCCCUCAAAUGCUCGGAGCUUUUUUCUGCAAAAUGGGCUAAUACUACAGUACAAGGUAAUGCACAACUAUAAAAUGGCACAAAGAUUUUCUUCGGUUUUAUUUUCGCUUGUAAAUAAUGCGGCUACUUUUCUUAAAGGCUGAACGCGACACUGGGACAUUUUGUUUUAAAUGCCUAGAUAGUAUGAUCACUAUAUGAAUUUCUUAGUCAGAAAGACAUGUACUUUUGUGUUCUUGAACUUUGUUAAUGGUUCGCACUUGCCUUGGGUCAUUUUUCAAGAUCAUGUGACAGCCUUGUGAGUUAGUUGAUGGAUGCAUCUUUUUGCACUGCAGCCCACUUUCUUUGAAUGUACCCAUUUCUUUUUCCCACUGCCAUUUUUAGAUUGACAUUAAAUCUUAGCAGCUUGGGGCCUGAAGCCAUUGCAUUGCAGUCUCUGCGUUGGAAUCAAUUGUUUUUAGGCCAAAGUAGAAUUGGUAACCGUAGCUGCAGGGGCAAGACAGAAGUGCUGAAUCCGAUGUGCUCCAAACUAGCUAUGUUUCAUAAUGAGCUGUAAUUGAUUUGGUAACUUCAUUUAACACUUGUUUUAGGUUAACAACAAAGCUUCUUUUCCUUCAGAGGUGUAUGCUGAAUUGUGCUGCCACAUUGGUAACCGCACACAGUUUGAUUGUAUUAUAUGUUUGCAAACAAGAAAGCCUUGGUUGCUACUUGAAAUCGAAAUAUUUUAAUUUUUUAAAUGUUAUUUUUUUUAGAACUACUUAGCUGCAUUCUGAUUGAUUGGUCUGUGCGAGCUGAUUGGUGCUCCUUGAAAUUUGAUGGUUGUAGUCUACACAAUGAGUCUAGAAAUUAACUUGCUAUAAAACUGAUUUUUCUAUGUAUCUCUUGCCGCAUAUUUUUGCACAUGUGCCGAGACAAAGUUGUGUUACCAUAUUUUGUGAAGGCAUCUGCUUGCUUUUUGGGUGUUAGUCAUUGAAGAGUGUGCCUGCUGUAAACAGUGCUCUUUCUUCGCAUUUCUUGGUAUACUUUGCGUUUACUGUGCAAUACCUUUUCUGCUUUGUCCAUGAAGUGGCAUAUGUUAUUUCAUCAUUUAGUUAUGUAAACUUCGUGUUUUUUUGUUUUUAUUUUUCGUUCCUUUAACUUUUUUUUUUUACAUAUUACACCCUCCUUUGGGCAUUGUGCCAUAUCUACAAGAGACAAGAGGUAUUGAUAUGAUCCAAGGUAGACUUGGAGCAUUUUCUAUAAAAUUUGGCAAGA
Molecule: messenger RNA, 6965 nt
Organism: Dermacentor silvarum
Lineage: Eukaryota; Metazoa; Arthropoda; Arachnida; Ixodida; Ixodidae
Gene: NaPi-III
Product: sodium-dependent phosphate transporter 1-B
Exons: 14
Coding region: 257-2026 (589 amino acids)
Biological process (GO): phosphate ion transmembrane transport
Cellular component (GO): membrane
Molecular function (GO): phosphate transmembrane transporter activity
Source: RefSeq, a predicted model, not a curated record